Molecule: messenger RNA, 4626 nt
Organism: Biomphalaria glabrata
Lineage: Eukaryota; Metazoa; Mollusca; Gastropoda; Planorbidae
Product: 2-hydroxyacyl-CoA lyase 1-like
Exons: 17
Coding region: 171-1883 (570 amino acids)
Biological process (GO): fatty acid alpha-oxidation
Cellular component (GO): peroxisome
Molecular function (GO): thiamine pyrophosphate binding; magnesium ion binding; catalytic activity
Source: RefSeq, a predicted model, not a curated record
AACUUUGGAGUUCGUACUAAAACUUUAGGAAACAAUCUAACAAACUAUUCAGUAUACUAAUGACUAAUGUAUCUUCUGUCUAGAUCUAGGACUCUACUCUAGGUCUAAAGGGAUAUUCUAUUUAGAUCAAUCUAAUCUAUAUAUCUAGAUCUAGAUUGUUUGUAAACAAAAUGACUGAAGUUUUAAACGGAGCAACUGUUUUAGCUCGCGCUCUGAAACAUCAGGGUGUAGAGUAUAUGUUUGGAAUUGUAGGUGUGCCAGUAAUUGAAAUAGGUCUUGCCGCACAGGCAGAAGGAAUCAAGUUUAUAGCCAUGCGCAAUGAACAAGCGGCAUCUUAUGCAGCCUCUGCCAUUGGUUACUUGACAAAAAAGCCAGCUGUUUGUUUAGUUGUGUCUGGACCAGGCCUUGUACAUGCUUUAGCUGGAAUGGCCAAUGCUAUGGAAAAUUGUUGGCCGCUUAUUGUUGUUGGUGGAUCAUGUGACUCAGACCAAGAAGCAAUGGGAGGAUUUCAAGAAUAUCCACAGGUAGAAGCAGCGAGACAUUACAGUAAGUUCUCAGCAAGACCAAGCAGCAUUAGUAAAAUCCCAUAUUAUGUUGAAAAGGCUGUGAGAACUAGUCUGUAUGGCCGUCCGGGAGUCAGUUAUAUUGACAUGACUGGAGAUUUGAUUGGUGGACAGGUGGAAGACAACAAUGUCAGUUUUUUGCCAAUCAGUCCACCCUCACCAGUGUCAAUGUCAUGUCCCAAAAAAGUUGAAGCUGCUGUGGACCUGAUCAUCAAAGCAGAGAGACCACUGGUGGUUGUAGGAAAAGGUGCUGCCUAUGCUCAAGCUGAAGAUGUGAUCAAUCAGUUGGUUGAGAUGACCCAGCUCCCUGUGCUGCCAACUCCAAUGGGCAAAGGUGUUGUGCCAGAUGACAGCCCACUUUGUAUCUCUGCAGCCCGUUCAAAAGCUCUUCAAGAGGCUGAUGUUAUUUUACUAUUGGGAGCAAGGCUAAACUGGAUGUUACAUUUUGCUGCCCCACCAAGAUUUAGUUCAAAAGUUAAAAUUAUUCAGGUUGACAUUUGCCCUGAAGAAAUGGGAAACAAUUCAGCAUCUGGUGUUGCCCUGCCUGGAGAUGUUGGUGUUGUGGUCAGUCAGAUUGUCAAAAAUAUAAAGAGCCGUUCAGUACAGUUUAAAUUUAGUGCUGAUUCUCCUUGGUGGUCAUUAUUAAGAAAAAAGAUUGAAGCUAAUGUCCAGAAUGUUCAAACAAUGUCCAAUGAUAAUUCUAUUCCUUUAAAUUACUAUGCAGCAUUUUCUGAGGUUCAGAGAGCUAUUCCAAAGGACUGUAUAAUUGUAAAUGAGGGCUCCAACACAAUGGAUAUUGGUAGAACCAUGUUACCAAAUAUCUUUCCCAGGCAUAGGCUUGAUGCUGGAACAUUUGGCACAAUGGGUGUUGGAGUAGGUUUUGCAAUAGCAGCUGCCAUUUACUGUAGAGACUAUUGGCCAAAUAAAAGAGUUGUUUGUGUACAGGGGGAUAGUGCCUUUGGCUUCUCGGGAAUGGAAAUAGAAACUAUUGCCAGAUAUCAUCUGCCUGUAGUUAUAAUUAUAUUCAAUAACAAUGGUAUAUCUUAUGGUAUCAAAGAGGAUACAUGGGAAAAUGCUAAAAAAGCUGGUGACCUUUUCAUUACAAUUCCGCCAACAUCCCUUCAACCCAACACCAGAUAUGAAAAACUGAUAGAAGCUUUUGGAGGUAAAGGUUAUUUUGCCAAAACUAAAGAAGAGCUGAGAGAGAGUUUACAGUCUGCCUUAAAAGACCAGACGCCGUCUAUAAUAAAUGUUAUGAUUGAUCCAGGAGCACAAAGAAAAACACAGGAAUUUUUCUGGCUCACUAAAUCAAAUUUGUAAUUGAAGAGAAGCUUGCUUGCCAUUCCCAGAGUUUGUUUCCAUUGUUGCUUUGUCACUCAGAAUAAUGAAAUUCAUUGGAAUGUGUUAAUUUAUUUAGUAACUCAUAGAGAAUUACAUUAAAUCAAGCUAAGACAUACUAAAAGUAUGUUUUUGAUGCAAUGUUAUUUUGUUAGUGUACCAGAUGUGACAUAUUCUUUCACUUUUAAUUAGCACCCAUGUAUGUAUACCUCCUUUUGUUGUAUUAGUGCCCAGUCUAGUGUGAAUGCUUUAACAUCUGGAAGUAUGCAAAGGAUGAUGGGAAAGAAAAGCAGACAACAUGAAGUCAUCAAUGUUUUAAUUCUUAACUACCUAGGUUCUACUCAAUUUAAUUGUACUAGUCGACCACAGCGUAGCAUACGACAUUAUUUUGCUGUGUGCCCCGCACUUUCAAAGGACCCCCACUAAUUCUAGGUAUAAAUUAUUAAAUUAAACCAUUUUAUAACUUAUAACAGAUUUCCCACGGCCGCCUGAUUUACCAGGAGCUCCUGGAAAUCUCCUAAAAUUGCAAAAUAUACGAAAAAGUCCUGGAAAUAUCCGGAAAUUAUUAAAAUCUUUAGUAAACACAUACAAAUCUCCUGAAAUAUAUAAACAAAAAUUGUCAUUUUGGAGUGUCAUUCAUUAUGGAAAAUGCCAAUCCUAGGCGUGAUAAAUAAAAACGACAUUAUGCACUAGCCGUAAUUGUGUAAUCUGGUGAAAGAAGCUUCUCACGCCUCAAACUAAUGAAGAAUUACUUGAGGUCAACAAUUUUCGAAGAUAGAUUGAAACAUUUGGUAAUUCUUGCUAUUGAGCGUGAUCUAUGUAGGAAACAGAAUUUUUAUGAUAUACUGUAUGACUUCGCUACGCGCAAGGCUCAUAAAGUAGCUAUGUAUGUAGUAAAGAAUUAAUAAAAUGCAAAGACGAAUUUAUUUUCUAAUACAAACUCUUAAAUUUCACUUAUUAUCCGUAUCCCUACUCAAACUUGCCCCGCGAAAUCCGUUUUGCAUAGGGCCCCACAACUGUUGAGUCCGGCCCUGCUUUUUAGUGACGGGUGAAUACAGAGUAGAUUACUUGUUUUCUUGGUCUCAACGGUCCGGCCCUAUUUAGUGACAGGUGAAUACUACUUGUUCUCCCCCACCCCCCUUUUUUUUUCCUGGCAUAACUCUAGUUCGUCCGUCUUGCAAAAUAAAAGAGUGAUCUUUCCUUUACUACUUGCUUGCAUGUCCAAACUCUUGAGCCAUGAAGAGAAUUAUAUUUAUUUGUAUGCUGGUGGUCAAAUAGAAAAUCUGUUGCUAUAGUGGUACUCUUAUACAUUACAAGUAGCAUGAUAAUGAUAAUGUUAUGAUUUGAAAUGACCAUGUACUGUUGUUUUUCAAGUGAUAUUUGUUAUUGAGGCGCUUAACUAAUGAUUUUUGUUCAAUGUUGUUUUAUAGUAUCUUUUACUAAACUAUGCUUCUCAUUCAAGUUGACAUCAAGAUCUCUUUUUUUAAAAUCGUAUUUUGAAUCAGCUUAUAGAAUUUUUUGAUUUUGUUAUCUCAGUAUCAUCCAAACCUUUAAAUAUAUAAUGUACAAUAAGCUUAGUAUUUAAGUAUCUUGUAUUGUUCAACCAGAUAAUUGAAUUUACUUUAUUUUAAAAUCAAAAUGUAUGCAACCAACUGAAAAUGCAAAUUAUUGUAAAUCAAGUGAUCCAAAAGCAGCAGUAUUGUUCUGUUGUUGUUUUUGUUUACUCCAUAAGCUUUAAUUAGUACAAUUAUUUUUUUUUGCUUUAAAUAAAUUUUUUAAUUUUGUUAUGCAAUGCUUACUGAAACUUAAAUUAUUCCAUGCCAUUCAAAGCAUGGGUGGCAAGCUCUCACCAUAGAUAAUGGUCAUAGGCUACUUCGUCUGCCUCUUCCAAGCUGGGGCUCACGUAUUUUAGGUCUUCUAAAUAAGUUGACAGCCUUUUUUUUAGUUUUUGGCGAAGUUAUCACUGACUUUGGGAAGCAUGUUUCAUCUUACCUAAGGUUGGUCCUGCAAAUCUCGACAUUCUGUCACCAUUUCUCUCAGGGGUUUGAGUGCCUUUGCGAGAAAAAAAACCUUCUCUGCUGGUGACAUGAUCUCUUGUUAGGUUAUUCCUAGAAUCUUCAGCCAUUGUUGUUGAAUCACAUUUAGUCUUUUUUUUUUAAAAUCUUUAUGGAUGACUUCCACAUCUCGCAACCAUAUGUGGCCUUCGAGACUAUUAUUGUAUUUAGGGGAUGGAUCUUGAAUGUGGUGGUAUAUUUUUAUCUGCUGUUUUUUUUUAAAUCUAGCAGAUCAUUACACACAAUAUUAUCAACUUAAAAGAAGAAAAAAAAACAAACUUAAUGUUAAUAUUAAAUUUGUCACAGAUUAAAAUAUUGGGCAGUUUUCUUAACAGAAUUCAAUUACCUUUUUAAAACAUAUAGAUAAAAAUAAAUAUAGACUUUUAUUUUCUACUUAAGGCAUAAUCCUUUAGGAAGUAAAACUCUACAAUACGGUAAAAUAAAAGUUGACAAAAUUAAGGAUCAAAAUAUGAACCAUUUAUUUCUAACAUUCACAUACAAUCAAUAAGAUUUGAAUCAACAGGAAGGUGUCAUCAAUUAAAACAUUGUCUGCUUCAUGUCUCAGACAUAAAAUUUUCUCUAAAUUGUACAAUUGCAAAGAUCAUGACAUCAAGUACUAUAUACAACUGUGAAAACUGAUCAAACCUACAUUAUCAUUCAUAUGGCAUCAG